AUGAGCGCCUCCAAAACUACCUACGAUGUCCUCAUCAUUGGCGCUGGUCCCGCUGGUCUCUCAACGGCCCUGGGGCUGGCACGCCAGACCUACUCAGCCCUUGUCUUUGACUCACAGCAAUAUCGCAACGCUCCCGCCUCGCACAUGCACAACGUCGUAACCUGGGACCACCGCGAUCCUGCCGAGUUUCGCGCCUCAGCUCGCGAGAAUAUCCUCGCUCGAUACAGCGACAGCAUUCAGUUCAAGAAUGCCACUAUUGACAAGGUCAAGAAGUGCGAUGAUGGCACCUUUGAGGUGGCCGACACCGACAAGGUCACAUACCGUGGAAAGAAGCUUGUCCUAGCCUCAGGUAUCAAGGACAUUAUGCCGGAAGAAAUCAAGGGAUUCAAGGAGCUUUGGGGCAAGUUGAUCUUCCACUGCCUCUUCUGUCACGGAUUCGAGGAACGUGGUGCCAAGAGAGCCGGAGUUCUUGCUUCGGGCUUUCUCACCGCGCCGCCCAUGGUGUUGCACAUGGCCCGCAUGGCAACAAACCUAGCAGAACACGUCACCAUCUACUGCCACGGCAACGCUGAGCUGGAAGCCACUCUCAAGAAAACUCUCGAGGGCAAGGGAGUUACUGUCGAGGGUAGGAAGCUUACCGCUGUUGAGAGCCUUGGAGAAGGCCUCAAGAUCCAUUUCGAAGAUGGUGCCUCUACAGAAGAGCGCUUCUUGGUCAAUGUGCCCAACUGUAAGCUCAAUGGCUCCUUCCACGAGCAGCUAGGACUCGAAGUCGACCCCAUGGUAUUCAUCAAGGUCAACCCCCCCUUCAACGAAACUGACGUUGGCGGAGUGUUUGUCGCCGGUGACUGCGGAACUAUGCUCAAGGCCGCUCCCCAGGCCAUUGCCAUGGGCACCUUUACUUCUGGUGGACUGGUGGCGCAGUUGGCUGCGAUGGGCAAAUUCUGA
This is a messenger RNA of Akanthomyces muscarius, 945 nucleotides long. RefSeq lists its product as uncharacterized. The coding region runs from base 1 to 945 and encodes 314 amino acids. Gene Ontology annotation, molecular function: oxidoreductase activity. The transcript has 3 exons. Lineage: Eukaryota; Fungi; Ascomycota; Sordariomycetes; Hypocreales; Cordycipitaceae. The record is from RefSeq and is a predicted model, not a curated record.